Molecule: messenger RNA, 427 nt
Organism: Halichondria panicea
Lineage: Eukaryota; Metazoa; Porifera; Demospongiae; Suberitida; Halichondriidae
Exons: 4
Coding region: 16-336 (106 amino acids)
Source: RefSeq, a predicted model, not a curated record
GAAUCAAAUUUAAAGAUGUACAGAACAUCAGGACUAACACACACUCUCAGUGGACACAAACCUCCCAAAGCCACUCAGAAACUAUCAUCAACUAACAGCAAUGUCGGAAUACAAGAGCUCAAAAGUCGAGAGAGAACAACACAUCAGAAACCAGUGGUGAUUGUUCCCAAGAUAGACCACACAGUCCACAAGCAGUUGAAGUCCUCCACAGGACCUGUGAGGACUCGUAGCAAGCGAACCAGACAGUCCCCCUACACAACCAGACACUCAGAGGUGACGAGGAUGCGGAAAGUGAGCAGCUGUUCUGAGGGGGAGGACCCUGUCGUUAUCGAUUGAUGAUGUCAUCUGAUGUCACAGAACUGAAUAAUAAUUCACUCUAGGCAACUAAUAAAUUGUCUGUAUGUUUCAUACAGUUGUUCAAUUCUAA